CGAGCCCCAGAUCCCGCCCGCGAUCCCCAGAUUCCCCCAAAAAUCCAAAAUCCAAAACCCCAAAAAAAAGCGAAACACGAUUCCACGAAACCCUCGUCCCCCUCCUCGUGAGAUCGGAUUCGAUUCAUCUCGUAGGCGCGUCUCCCCUCCUUUCGAAUUCUCCAUUUCGCGCUCUUCUCUCCCAUUCCCCCAAUCUACUUAACCUCCUCCUCCUCCUCGAGCUCCGAAUCCCAAAACCCUAGCCCCACCCGCCGCCGCACGCCGGAGGAGGAGGAGAUGGCUGACAAGGAGAACUCCACCCCGGCCUCCGCGGCGCGGCUCACCCGCUCGUCUGCGGCGGCUGGGGCGCAGGCCAAGCGUUCGGCCGCCGCGGGCGUCGCCGACGGUGGCGCGCCGCCGGCGAAGAGGAAGCGCGUCGCGCUCAGCGACCUCCCGACCCUCUCCAACGCCGUCGUCGUCGCCCCCCGCCAGCCGCACCACCCCGUCGUCAUCAAGCCGUCGUCCAAGCAGCCCGAGCCCGCCGCGGAGGCGGCGGCGCCCAGCGGCGGCGGCGGCGGCUCCCCCGUGUCAUCCGCGUCGACGUCGACGGCGUCGCCCUCCUCCGGUUGGGACCCGCAGUACGCCUCCGACAUCUACACCUACCUCCGAUCCAUGGAGGUGGAGGCGCGGAGGCAGUCGGCGGCGGACUACAUCGAGGCGGUGCAGGUGGACGUGACGGCGAACAUGCGGGCCAUCCUCGUGGACUGGCUGGUGGAGGUCGCCGACGAGUACAAGCUCGUCGCCGACACGCUCUACCUCGCCGUCUCCUACCUCGACCGCUACCUCUCCGCCCACCCGCUCAGGCGCAACAGGCUGCAGCUCCUCGGCGUCGGCGCCAUGCUCAUCGCUGCGAAGUACGAGGAGAUUAGCCCUCCUCAUGUGGAGGAUUUCUGCUACAUCACUGAUAAUACGUACACUAGGCAGGAGGUUGUCAAGAUGGAGAGCGACAUACUCAAGCUUCUCGAGUUCGAGAUGGGCAAUCCUACCAUCAAGACAUUCCUCAGGCGGUUCACGAGAUCUUGCCAGGAAGACAAAAAGCGCUCCAGCUUGUUAUUGGAGUUCAUGGGGAGUUAUCUUGCUGAGCUUAGUCUACUUGACUACGGCUGUCUCCGGUUCUUGCCAUCGGUGGUUGCUGCCUCAGUGGUGUUUGUUGCUAAACUGAACAUUGAUCCGUACACCAAUCCUUGGAGCAAGAAGAUGCAGAAGUUGACAGGAUACAAGGUGUCUGAACUGAAGGAUUGCAUCUUGGCCAUUCAUGACUUGCAGCUCAGAAAAAAAUGUUCAAACUUAACUGCAAUUCGCGACAAGUACAAGCAACACAAGUUCAAGUGUGUCUCAACAUUGCUUCCCCCUGUUGAUAUCCCUGCGUCAUACCUCCAAGAUUUAACAGAGUAGCUGUUUUUGGUCUGCAACUUUGCGAUGUUAACAGUCUGAGCUUGUCUCGAGCUCCCGGAGAUAAAGGAAGAAUUACAGUUGCAGGGCAGCUUCUCAGCUAAGUUAGAGUGCUCUAAGCAUUUAGAUGCUGAAUGGUUUUAAAGCCUGAGCCUUAGGGGGAGAUUUCAGAGUCUAUUUAGGAGCCACUGAAUCGCUAGCAGGCUAACAGGCAUUCUCCUGUUUUUGUAAAAUUGUAGUUCUGUAUUAUAACUUACAACAUGGUGUCUUGGUUUGUUGGGAGAAAAACUUGUAAUGUUUGAUAUGCUGGUCCAUUCCCUUUGUUAAUCUUUUUUUAUGAAAUUGUCGGUUACAGUCUCAGUACCUUCUUUUCCCUAUUUAAGGGUAGAAUCACAAAUGGACUUGAAUAACACUGGUGACUUGAACAGUUAUGCUCGACAA
Molecule: messenger RNA, 1872 nt
Organism: Oryza sativa Japonica Group (Japanese rice)
Lineage: Eukaryota; Viridiplantae; Streptophyta; Magnoliopsida; Poales; Poaceae
Source: RefSeq, a predicted model, not a curated record